UUCCUGUUUUACAGUAUGGCAGCUCUCUUACAUUACAUCGUUUUUCUAUCAGCUCUUGUCCAAGGAUCAGAAUCCAGCACUGAGACUCUGAAACUGUUUCUGCUGAAGGGACUAAAUGUUCAUCUGGAUGUCCAAGGAUAUGCUAAACUAAAUAAUAUUGAGGAUUUAAAGUGGACGUUUAACAAAUCUCAGAAUUUAGUAAAAUACUCCAAUGAAUCAUCAACAGUGAAAGUAUACACUAAAUACCAAGGCAGGGUUGAGUUUUAUAAGGGAAACUUCUCUCUACUACUGAAGAACCUACAGGAAGGAGACAGUGGACUUUAUGACGCACGAGCGAGUGGUGACGAAAACAAAGAUGUUGCCAAGUACCAGAUAUCAGUUCAAGAGAGAGUUGAGCCUCCAGUCCUGACAGUGGACUCUGUCGCCUCCAUCAAUGGCAUCUGUAAUGUGACUGUGACCUGCAGAGGUCAGAACACCUCUGUCACCUCCAGCUGUAACAGCAGCACCUGCUCUCAGGUGGGAGGAGAGAGUAGAGGGUCUGAGACCUCCACUGUCCCCCUGCUCUCUGUCUAUGUGGCAGGGGCUUCCAUCAUCUGUAACCACAGCAACCAAGUCAGCUGGGCCCCUGACACAAAGGAGAUCGAAACUAUUUGUGCAUCCAAAUCUAAAACAGAGCGGGACAAAGAGGACCACGACUACAAUGUCAAAGUCGGCAUCAUCAUCAUCAUCAUCAUCAUCAUUAUUUUUGUUGGAUGUGCCCUGUUUGCUUGGCGAAUGCUGAAUAAAAGUGACAAAAAGGACAUCAUGAACACAGAGUAUGCUUCAGUCAGGGUAAGAUACCGCAGAUAUUUACCAUCACUGAUACUGUGUCAUUCUUGA
Messenger RNA from Salvelinus sp. IW2-2015, 879 nucleotides. RefSeq names its product SLAM family member 9-like. NCBI's taxonomy places the organism in Eukaryota, Metazoa, Chordata, Actinopteri, Salmoniformes, Salmonidae. The record is from RefSeq and is a predicted model, not a curated record.